AAGUGGCAGGUAGGUAUGUCCCAAGUCCCAGUCACAAGCACGCCGCCCGCUAGUUACGUUGAGACUGGAAAGCAACGACGCAAAACGAAGAUGAAGAGACUUACUUUCCUGCUUAUGCAGCUCUUGCCCUUGGCCGUCUCCACUAUUGAGUUGAGCCCCGAGCCAGCCUCCUUCAGUCCGCUGCCCGAGUUUUGUGGUCCCUUGCCUGAUAGAUCUGUAGUGGAGUUUGGCAAUGACACGCAUCUCGUGAAUUACCGGUGGAUGGUUGCACUCGGCUAUAAGCACCCCCGGACGAAGGAGACUAGGUUUUUGUGUAGCGGGUCUGUGAUCAGCGAGCGUUACGUGCUUACGGUGGCCAACUGCGUCACCCCCAAACAGCCUGAUGUCAUUCGGCUGGGAGAAUGGGAUCUGGCCACUGAUAUAGACUGUACAACCACUAUCCAUGAUUUCCUGCUCUGUGCUCCACAACCAGUUCAGGUAGUGGAGUACGAAGAGAUCGUGGUCCACCCAACAUACAACAAGCGUGGCUCUCUGUCUGACAAUAUCGCUCUCAUCAGACUCGCUGAGCCCAUAGACUUCAAGAAAAACUGGAUGAUCCGGCCAAUAUGUCUGCCGGAACCUGAUUUUGAUGUGCGGGCAGACGGGACAGCAACGGUGACUAGCUGGGACUUUCCACGCAGCAGUGUUCUGCGGAAGGCACGACUUGACAGUGUGGAUGUGGAUCACUGCAGCAUUUCCCCGAGAGGUAUAAUACUGGAUGGACAGAUAUGUUUUAGAACCCAGGAUGAUAUCUUGUGUGGUGGUGACUCAGGUAGCCCUGUGGUGAUGCCUACCCUCACUAGCUCAAAGUUCAUACAGUCUAUUAAUACCAUUACUGGUCAUCUGGGAAAGACUUCUGAUCGGAUAUCAAGUGUGGUUACCUGGUGGAGAGAUGCGUGGCUCAUGAUGAUGGCAGUGAAACUGUAUACCAGAACAAAAAGUACUCUAAGAAUAGAUGACAUAAGGAGUGGUUACUUUGGUGUGAAUGUGGGUGUAUGCUGAAUAUUGAUUAGUAGUCCAUUAAUUGUUAUUGUGGUGCUUGAGGCAUUAUCAGGGUGACAGUAUGACCAGCUUGUAGUUGCAGUUCAUUUACAUUGAUAGUCUGGUUCUGAUUAGUGAACAUUUGAAAAUGCAAAGGGAUGAAUCAAGAGUGUAGAUAGAAUAAAAAAUUCAAGUGCUUCAGAGUAGCUUAAAAUUUUGACCAUAUAUUGUACUAUAUAACAAAGCAGUUGUUAAUUGCCAUUGUAUUCCCAGCAUACUGUAAAAGAUUAAGUAAAGGUAAAGUACAAGAGAACUGAGAACUUCC
Molecule: messenger RNA, 1345 nt
Organism: Scylla paramamosain (green mud crab)
Lineage: Eukaryota; Metazoa; Arthropoda; Malacostraca; Decapoda; Portunidae
Product: phenoloxidase-activating factor 1-like
Exons: 7
Coding region: 16-1041 (341 amino acids)
Biological process (GO): proteolysis
Molecular function (GO): serine-type endopeptidase activity
Source: RefSeq, a predicted model, not a curated record